Guillardia theta CCMP2712 is the source of this 3873-nucleotide messenger RNA. RefSeq lists its product as hypothetical. Lineage: Eukaryota; Cryptophyceae; Pyrenomonadales; Geminigeraceae. The record is from RefSeq and is a predicted model, not a curated record. The coding region runs from base 1 to 3873 and encodes 1290 amino acids. Gene Ontology annotation, biological process: transmembrane transport. The transcript is spliced from 3 exons. Gene Ontology annotation, molecular function: ABC-type transporter activity; ATP hydrolysis activity; ATP binding. Gene Ontology annotation, cellular component: membrane.
AUGACCAAGGUGUAUACCCUUGAUCACGAAUCCGACGCAGUCGAUGCAAGGAAGGGCAGCGUGUCAGACCCAGAUGCUGAGUCUAAAAGUACAUCUGACACCAAGGAAGAUGAAGGGAAGAAGGCAAAGAAGAUGGUCAGUUUCUCUCAGCUGUGGCGAUAUGCUACUACAACAGAGAGGAUUAUCUACGAACACAUCUUGAUGCGAGUGAGGCACGAGUACAUGCGGUCUCUGCUUCGUCAGGAUAUUGGGUUUUAUGAUACGCACAGGGGGGGUGAGGCUACUUCCAAACUAGCUGAGACUACUCUUGCUUUGUCUGCCGGAUUGGAAAAGUUUCCGCAAGUGGCGAGGUCUUUUUGUACAUUGAUCGUAGGAUUCUCGAUCGGGUUUUACACGUCUUGGAAGUUGACGCUGGUGAUGAUGGCUUGCGCACCGUUUUUUGCGAUUGCGAUUGGUAUCUUGGUUGCCAGUGUGAGUACAGGAGAGGCAGCUUCGCAGAAGGCAUACGCCAGAGCUGGCGAUGUGGCCUCAGAAGUGUACGCUAUGAUCCGUACAGUGACAGCGUUCUCGGGCGAAAGGCAUGAAGUUUCAAGAUAUGACAAGUUCUUGGCUGAUGCUGAGAAGCAAGGGAAGAAAAAAGGCUAUGGAACUGGGUUUGCCGUCGGUCUUAUGCUUUUCUCGAUGUAUGCUAUGUACGCUUUGAGCACGUACGCGGGCGGUCAGUUCAUCCUACAAAGCAGAGAAGCGCAUCCUUUCUGCAGAGAUCCCGCUCAAGCUACCAAUUCGGAAUGCUUCACUGGAGGCAAGAUCGUGCAAACCAUAGUUGCUGUGUUGCUGGCUUCUGUGACCCUUGGUGCCGUCGGUCCUGCGUUCGGUAAUGUUGUUGCAGCUCGGCAGGCUGCAGCAGAAAUCUAUGAAAUUAUUGACACGGUUCCUACCGUGGACUCCUUUUCAGAAGGAGGGCACAAAGACACAAUCAAGGGAAAGAUUGAAUUCAAGAAUUGUACGUUUGCUUAUCCGUCAAGGCCGGAUCAAGUGGUGUUGAAAGAUUUCAGCCUUACAAUCGAGCCGGGAGAAACUGUGGCUCUGGUUGGACCCUCUGGGUCAGGCAAGAGUACGAUCAUCGGGCUUCUUGAGAGAUUCUAUGACCUUGUAGAAGGAAGUGUGUUGAUUGAUGGAGUGGAAGUGAAGGAUUGGAAUUUGACGAAUUUGAGAGAUCAAAUUGGCCUUGUGCAACAGGAGCCGCAAUUGUUCGGUGCAUCAGUAAUUGAAAACAUUGCUAUGGGCGCCCCACAAUUUCGUCAGGGAGAUGUUCUGACGAGAAAAAUUGAAGGGAAGAUCGAAGAUGCAUGUAUUCAGGCAGCAAAAGCUGCAAACGCUCACAAUUUCAUUUGCAAACUUGCUGAGGGAUAUCAUACUCUGGCUGGCACCUCUGUCUCAUCUGUAAUGCUCUCCGGUGGACAGAAGCAACGAAUCUGCAUAGCAAGAGCAAUCGUAAAGGAUCCGAAGAUUCUGCUGCUAGAUGAAGCAACCUCGGCUUUAGACUCGGAGAGUGAAAGGAUUGUCCAGGAAUCUCUAGAUGACCUUCUGUACAAGGAUCAGAACCAUAGAUGCACAACUAUCAUGAUUGCGCACAGGCUCUCAACUGUGACCAAUUGCGAAAAGAUUGUUGUGUUGGAAAAGGGGAAAAUCGUUGAGAUGGGAACUCACACUCAACUGAUGGCAAAAGGGGAAGGUCUGUACAAAGCAAUGAGAGCCAUACAAGAUCUGGCGCACCAGGAGCAGAAAGCUCAUGUCGAAUCUGCGCUGGAUGGAUCCGAUGACCUGAAACGGACGCAGUCGGAAGGAGAGAAUGAGAAGUCCGAUGGCAAGAAGACGAAGAAAGAAGGGAAGGAUGCGAAGUUGAACAGUGAGCAACUUCUUCUAGAGGAAGCAAAGGAGCUACCUCCUGUCCCUCUAUCGCGCAUAUGGGACCUGCAGAAGGAUAACUUGCCGUUGAUCGUGAUUGGCUGCCUUGGGUCACUUACUAGUGGAACCAUUCAGCCCAUCUUUGCCUUGUUGUAUUCAUCCAUCAUUUACACGUACUUCAAUCCCGAUGAUAAUGCAUUGCGGGCCGGGAUCAACAAUUAUGUUGGAUAUUUCUUCUUGUUGGGUUCUUGUGCUCUGCUUGCUGCCUUGACGAGGAUUGCCAUCUUUGUGGGUCUUGGAGAGCAGCUGACAAGAAAGCUUCGCUUCCUAUCCUUCCAAUCUACUCUCCGGCAGACCAUGUCCUUCUUCGACGACCCCAAGAACUCCGUCGGUAGGCUCACCACUCGACUUGCAAGCGAUGCUACCCUCGUGAAAGGGGCGACAGGAGAUUCUCUAGGGCUGAUGCUGGAAGGGUUCUCUUCCCUUGUAACUGCGCUGAUCAUUGGCUACACCGCAUCCUGGAGGCUCGCGCUCAUUCUGACGGCUAUCUUUCCGUUGCUCAUUGCCGGCUCAGUCUUCGAAUUCAAGAGGUUCACCCGUCAGACUAAGACCGCGAACAAGUCCACAGAGCGAGGUGGAGAGAUCCUGGGGGACGCGGUGACGGCGAUCCGGACGGUCAGCGCUUUCAAUCUGCAGCAAGACAUGGUGGCACUCUUUGACGAUUCUCUCAUCCAACCAUUGGAGGAAGGGAAGCGGCGAGCUAUGAUUCAGGGCAUCGGCGCAGGCUUCAAGCAGUUUGUCUUGAUGAACGCGUAUGCCUUGACUUUCUGGUCAGGCUCAGAGUUUAUCAAGAGGGGGGAGCUCGACUUCAAAUCGAUGAUGCGUGUCUUCUUAGGCUUCACGGUUGCCAGCGAGGGAAUCGGUCGAAUCACAGGCUCUAUGCCAGACAAUGUCAAAGCUCAGGCGGCAGCGCGCUCCAUCUUCUUCCUCAUCGACAGCUCCAAUGAAGGAACGGACGUAGACCCCAUGGACGACGAAAACGGAACGAAGCUCGACGCUCCGAUCUCUGGAAACAUAGAGUUCCGAGGCGUUUCCUUCAGCUAUCCUUCGCAUCCAGAGUUGAAAGUGCUCAAAGACUUUUCUCUCCAGAUUGAAAACGGGCAGACGGUGGCCCUCGUGGGAGAGUCAGGAAGCGGGAAGAGUACGGUGAUUCAGCUUGUGCAGCGCUUCUACGACUCGUCAUCUGGCGAUAUCUUGAUAGACGGUAGGAGCAUCCGAGAGUUCAACGUGACUUGGCUUCGAUCCAACAUGGGGCUCGUCCAGCAAGAGCCGAUGCUCUUCAACGACAGCGUGCAGUACAACAUCGGUUAUGGCGUGAAAUCGACAGUCAAGCCCGAAACCGAUCGCGGAGCACCUCCUGACAGGCAGGUCGUGGCCGAGCAGAGAAGGUCAUGCUUCCGCCGGAAUGCGGCCAGUGCGGAGGAGGUCGAUACCAGACAUGAUCCAUCGACAUGGGCUAAGGCCAGCGAGGAAGAGGUCCAGGCGGCCAAGGACGCCAACGCGUAUGACUUCAUCGCCGGCUUCCAGCACGCAUUUGCCACUCACUGCGGGUCGAGAGGCUCCCAGCUGUCAGGUGGGCAGAAGCAGAGGGUGGCAAUAGCGCGCGCUGUCAUUCGGAAGCCAAACAUCAUGCUCCUGGACGAGGCGACGUCAGCGCUUGACUCCAAGAGCGAGGCUGUGGUGCAGGAGGCGCUCGACAAGAUCUGCUCCUCUGGCACCGAGUCGAUGAGCUCGAAACCGACUACUCUCGUGAUCGCCCACAGGCUUUCCACCAUCCGCAACGCCGACAAGAUCGUUGUGCUCGAGCGCGGACAUAUUGUGGAGGCUGGGACACACAGCGAGCUCAUGCAGAAGCCCGACGGAGCUUAUCGGAAGCUAGCGAUGGUCCAGGUAUCGGGCGAGUAG